UUGAGCAAAACAAAGAAUAUGUUGGAUGUAAAUAAAAAUCAGAACAUGAUUCACUAAUGAAAGAUAUUCCAAUUCUUCAAAAAUAUGUUUAUUAUAAUGGCGUCCAAUAAACCAAGCCAGGCGAUGACAGACCUUCGGACUUCAUUAUUAAAGAGCGAGGCUCAAAAACAAUCAUAUACAGAAGAAAAUAUUUCCAUUCAAGAAACAGAGGAUUCCGAUGAAGAACGCGAGCUUACUAACCUCAAUUGGCUAUUGAUAAAUCAAAAUUUAACAUGGCCGAGGACCAAUGUUACAAAUUUCGAGGAAAAUGCAAAUACGAAUUCCGACACAACAUUUCCUUAUAAUCAAUACAUCCAUGGAAACCAAAUCAAACUAAAAUGUUCCAGUGGCCCAAAAUCAGAAAUAAUGAAAGCUCAAAAAUCAAUCCCUAAGCGGGCAACUCCAUCUGAACGCUUUGAAUUAUUUGUUAACAAAGUAAAAAGGGAUUUAAAAGAGUAUGAAAAGUUUGCAGCCAAAUAUGAAACUGAUGUCACUGUGAAACCACCUUUUAAUUACUCUCAUAUAAUAGGGAUGGCUAUGCUUAAAAAUGGUCGAAUAACUUUACAGCAAUUAUGCAAUUGGAUAGAGGCUAAGUUUGCAUUUUUUAGAGUACGUAAGAAAUGGAAUAACUCUAUAAGACAUAACUUAUCACUACACCACUGCUUUCGCAAUCGAAAAAGAGAGGAAAAAGGAAAAGGCGGUUAUUGGGAGUUGGGAGUUGACCUAAAACAAUGUGACAGAAAACGAAUACGAAAUAGAAAACUAUGUCAUCCAAAACUAAAUCAAACAGCAAAAUACCGUUAUGAUCAGUUAACUUAUAAGCAUAAUGAAACUUCUUCUCAGCCUCAAUAUUCCAGAUUACCUAAAAUUACUAAGAAAAAUACACCGUUAGAUAUAUCAAAAACAAAAAAUUUUAAAAAAAUUACAACUUUUACCGAGUUUAACUUUCUCGAAUCCAUAAAUAAUGGUUCUACCGAUCACGUAAAUGAAGUGGAGUUGGAAAAACGCCAGUCACAAACAAUAAGUAAAGAGAGUAUAUCACAAAAAAUGCUUGAUCUUGACACACUUAUAAUAGGACCAGAAGAAUUUAUAAAAGCGCCUCAAAGCUUUACCUCCCACAAAGUAGACAAUGCCAACAUGGUUUCUGGGGAAGAAGUGUUUGGCACAUUUGACAACAUAAAUAUUUAUUCAGAUGAGACAUCUAUGUUUGCUUCAAACGCAGGUAUCGCAGAAGAUCGACAUCUAUCUGGUCCUACCCAUCCAUGCAACGUAACAAUAAAUUAUGAUUACACUAACUUUCUACCCCUAGCUGACACCAUAAGUCAACAGAUUCACUUUAUGAAUAACGCCGAGAAUAGUCGAAACGAUGAUGAAAUGUAUAACCUUUUUGAUGUUUGUGUAACACACUAUUAAAAAAAUGUGUAUGUUUGAAGAAACAACUUUGUACACCGCUUUAAUAAACUAUUAUUAAAAAUAAACUUUA
This is a messenger RNA of Drosophila eugracilis, 1522 nucleotides long. RefSeq names its product forkhead box protein O1. The record is from RefSeq and is a predicted model, not a curated record. Lineage: Eukaryota; Metazoa; Arthropoda; Insecta; Diptera; Drosophilidae. Gene Ontology annotation, biological process: cell differentiation; anatomical structure morphogenesis; regulation of transcription by RNA polymerase II. Gene Ontology annotation, molecular function: RNA polymerase II cis-regulatory region sequence-specific DNA binding; DNA-binding transcription factor activity, RNA polymerase II-specific. Bases 85 to 1452 code for a protein of 455 amino acids. The transcript is spliced from 5 exons.